UUUCCCUUUUGUACUUAUUUAUACUCCAUUUUAUAUCACUCUCACGACCAAACUAACUCCACGCAUGAGUUAGCCUAACCCAAUCCCAACCACAAGCCCAACUCGCUCACUCAAUCUAUAAAUUUUCCUUCUCUUGCUGCCUUCUCACCCUAUUAUCGCUCCCUUCUCAUUUUUCACAUUCUUGCCUCUCUUCCUCCAUACCUUAAACAUUCUUCCCUAAUCAAUGUAAACUCUUUUUUUUACUCAAACAAAAAAUCAUGAGUUGCAAUGGUUGCCGAGUUCUUCGAAAGGGAUGCAGUGAAUCUUGCAUUUUACGGCCUUGUCUUCAAUGGAUUGACACCCCUGAAUCUCAAGGCCACGCUACCGUUUUCGUCGCUAAAUUCUUCGGCCGCGCUGGUCUCAUGUCCUUCAUCUCCAACGUCCCCCAACCUAAACGCCCUGCGUUAUUCCAGUCUCUUCUAUAUGAAGCAUGCGGCCGUACUGUAAAUCCUGUGAGCGGCGCCGUAGGGUUGCUCUGGACCGGAAACUGGCACCUUUGUCAAGCUGCUGUUGAGACAGUUCUUCGUGGUGGAACCCUAAGACCAAUCUCUGAGUUUCUUGUCGGAGCUCCGGCGUCUCCAUUUCUGAUGACUGCUGAGGUGGACGAUAACUCCGACUUUGUUUGUCCCUCUAUAGCGGCCAAAGCCGACUCGCGGCGGAAGCAGAUUGGUACAACCAAAAUUCAUUCAUCAGAGUUCUCUCCUCCUUGUAGAUUUACCGACAGUAAACGAAUAAAGGAGGUAGACGAUGAUUAUCAUGCGAGACACCUUGAUCUUAGUCUUACACCACCGACUUUUAUUCACCCACCGCCGCCUCAACGGCCUGGAACUCCGUCGUUAAAUUCUGAAGAAUCGGCCACCACCGUUAGUUUUGAGAGCGACGACUACGAUCAGCAUAAAACUUUGAAAUUAUUCGUUUAAGGUUAAUCUUCGGGUAAAACGCAGCGUUUUGGUAUUUUCAAAGAUCAACCUAACUUAGAUCUACUAAUUCUAUCCUUUUAAGCAGUGGGGGAGGGGAAACUACACCUUUUUUGAAUAAUUUAUUCCAAAUUAAUAAAUGGGGUUAUUUUUGGAAUUAAAUUUCCGGGGAAAGUAUUUUAAAUGAUGAUCGGCAGCAAAGAUUUCUGACCCCUAAAUGCGGGGAAAGGAAGAUGAAUGCUUGCGGCGUCUAUUUUGUUUGUUUUUCUUUUUAUUUUUUAUUUUUUGGAAUUUUCAUAUGCUUGUCUCUCUUUUUGACAAUAUGUGACUACGUGUAAUAUGGAGUACAGUUUAUUAUUCUUUUGAAAUUAGUAAAUUUCUAUUUUUGACUUA
Molecule: messenger RNA, 1349 nt
Organism: Amaranthus tricolor (Joseph's coat)
Lineage: Eukaryota; Viridiplantae; Streptophyta; Magnoliopsida; Caryophyllales; Amaranthaceae
Product: LOB domain-containing protein 38-like
Exons: 2
Coding region: 258-959 (233 amino acids)
Biological process (GO): regulation of gene expression
Source: RefSeq, a predicted model, not a curated record